AAUCGUCGUCAUCAGCUCCCUUUUAAGGAGUACAUAUAUUGCUCUCUACAGUCACGAGACUAACUGGAGAAACGAGACACUCCCAUUGAAUCUUUCUUUGUCCUUUUUCUAUCCACGGGUUCUGUACAACAAGAAUGUAGCAUAUUUAACCCUCGUAACUGUGUACACCCACCAAACCUUCCAUUUUUCGCCCUUUUUUUGUCAUGCAUGGAUUCAUCUCAUUCACAUUCUCAAGAGAUAAUAAGCAAAGAGAAGUUCGAAAGUUGUGGGUCAGUUCUUGAUCCAGUAAGAGCUGGGUUAGCUCCAGUUGAUGUGAAUCUUUCCCAGGAUGUUUUACAGCGAAGUGGGGUUUACUUGACGUGGGAGGAGCUUUGGGUGACUGUUUCAACAGGAAAAAGAGACGGGGCGAAAUCAAUUCUUCGGGGACUUACUGGCUACGCCUGUCCUGGUGAGGUCCUAGCGAUUAUGGGUCCUUCUGGUUGCGGCAAAUCCACUCUUCUCGACGCAUUGGCAGGAAGGCUGAGUUCAAGAACAAGGCAGAAAGGGGAAAUCCUGAUAAAUGGUCAGAAACAAAAGCUCGCCUAUGGAACUUCGGCCUAUGUGACGCAAGAGGACACCCUAACAUGGACAUUAACGGUUAGAGAAGCCGUUUACUACUCAGCUCAGCUACAAUUACCCAUAACAAUGUCGAAAUUCGAGAAAAGGGAAAUUGCGGAAAGGACCAUAAGGGAGAUGGGACUGCAGGAUUCGAUGGAUACUAGAAUCGGAGAAUGGGGAAGAAAGGGUCUUAGUGGUGGGCAGAAGAGAAGAGUGAGCAUUUGCACAGAGCUUCUAAAGCGCCCGAAGCUUCUUUUUCUUGACGAACCGACAAGUGGGCUUGACAGUGCAGCUUCAUACUUUGUCAUGAACAGAAUAGUGAAACUAGCCCGCGAAUAUGGAAUGACGGUUAUAUUGUCCAUUCAUCAGCCGACUAGUGAAGUUUUCCAGCUCCUUCACAAUCUUUGCCUCCUCUCAUCAGGAAGAAUGAUAUAUUUUGGUCCCUCAUGGUUAGCCAAUCAGUUCUUUGCAGUGAAUGGCUAUGCGUGUCCACCUCUACAAAAUCCAGCUGAUCACUGUCUUAAAAUGAUAAAUACUGAUUUCGAUGAGGACAUUGAGCAGGGCACUGGAAGCAAAUUCACUGUAGAGGAAGUAAUUGAUCUGCUCAUAGCAUCUUAUAAUUCGUCCGAUACUUGUAAGAAGAUGAAGACAUUAGUGGCUGAAAUACAUAAACGUGAAGGAGGCCCAACUGAGAAGAAGGCUAGUCAAGCUAACUUGUUGACACAAUGCCUCAUUCUCACAAAGCGGUCGUUUGUUAACAUGUAUCGUGAUCUGGGCUACUAUUGGUUACGGCUAGCCAUUUAUGUCGCCUUGGGUUUUGGCCUAGGAAGUGUUUUUUAUAAUGUAGGUAGUAGCUAUAACUCCAUUCAUGAAAGAGGUUCAUUGCUCAUGUUUAUAGCUUCACUGUUGACUAUAAUGGCAAUUGGCGGCUUCCCUUCAUUUGUAGAGGACUUGAAGGUUUUUCGACGUGAAAGACUCAACGGUCACUAUGGGGCUGCAGCAUUCGUUGUCGCCCACACAGUCUCCUCGACACCAUUUCUGCUACUCAUCUCAGCGAUCCCCGGUGCAAUCACUUACUUCCUCUCCGGCCUUCAUCCAGGAAACAUAGAAUUUAUGUACUUCACUUUAGUGCUCCUUGCAUGCAUGAUGCUGGUCGAGAGCCUAAUGAUGAUCGUUGCAACAAUCAUGCCAAAUUUCCUUCUGGGGCUAAUAGUUGGAGCCGGCAUUCAAGGUCUAAUGAUGCUAAGCGGAGGAUUCUUCCAGUUGCCAAAGGACCUACCCACGCUUUUCUGGAAGUACCCAAUGUACUACGUCGCCUUCCACAAGUAUGCCUACCAGGGAUUGUACAAGAACGAAUUUGAAGGCCGACGUUUUCGUAACGAUCAACUAGGAGGGCCAUCGACAAUUGAGGGUGAGACCAUCUUGAGGGAUAUAUGGCAGGUGGAGAUGGGGUAUUCCAAGUGGACUGAUCUUGCUGUUUUGUUUGGGAUGGUGGUUGUUUAUAGAGUUCUUUUCUUUGUUACAGUGAAGAUUGAUGAAAAGAUGAACAGUGUACUUGCUAAGAUUGUUAAGAACAUAUCAGCCUUUCACUAAGGCGAAGAAAUGAGAUGUACAUGAUAUUGGAUUGAUUAUUCAUCUUAUUUU
Molecule: messenger RNA, 2241 nt
Organism: Sesamum indicum (sesame)
Lineage: Eukaryota; Viridiplantae; Streptophyta; Magnoliopsida; Lamiales; Pedaliaceae
Product: ABC transporter G family member 1-like
Cellular component (GO): membrane
Molecular function (GO): ATP binding; ABC-type transporter activity; ATP hydrolysis activity
Source: RefSeq, a predicted model, not a curated record